CUGCUGAGGUUAUACCAUGAUGCAUACGGCUUCUCUCGAGGACCGGCAUAAGUGUGAUUUCUUUUAUGAAGACAAUUUAUUUCCAGUGAUGGUUUUGUACUUUAUCCUAAAUGCGCUAUCCCGUGCCAACCAUUGAAAUAAUGGGAGCUCAAGUUCACGUCAUGCUGUUGAUUGGCCUGUCCUUGGCCUUCACCGCGUCUGGCACGGAUUCUGCCGCCGACGACACGUGCGUUUCUCCGGGGGUGAACACCACCCAGCCCCGCUCCGGUACCACACGUGACGAUACCGUGCCCCGUCGGACUCCCAUCUAUGUCGGGGGAAUGUUUCCCGUGGAGAAUAACCAACUCUUCGGCUUGGUGGACGACUCAGUGCUGACUGCAGUCAGACACAUCAAUGACCUGGAUGGUAUUCUGGAUGGAUAUGAGCUCCGGAUGAGGUGGGAUUGGACUGAGGGCAGCGCGCACAGGGCCCUGCGGCUGUUGUAUGACUUCGUCUACGUCGGCCCUCCAAUCCUGAUGGCCUGGGGACCAAUGUUCUCCAGUGUAGCUGUCAUCAUCAAUGAGGUUGCCGCCGAGUACAACAUCAUACAGGUAACCCUUGCCAACUCGCCAACUUUACCGAACAAGACCCGGUUCCCUUUGACCGUACGGUGUGGCUUGCAGGAGGACGAGCUGAACCAGCCCCGCCUGGCCCUCAUGAAGGAGAUGGGCUGGACCCGGGCUGCUAUCGUCUUCGAAGACAUUGAGUACUUCCGAUCGAACUCUCAAGACUUGGCAGAGACGCUGGCCGACGGAGGUGUAACCGUACUAACGAUAGAAGCUAUAAAUGACAAAGACCAGCACCGCUCGCAAAUCAACAAUCUGGUGAAUCACGAUGCCAGAAUUAUUUUUGCCAGCUUCUACGAGAUUCCAGCAUCCAAGUUCUUCUGUGAGGUAUAUCGGCUCAAGGCUUACGGUCCACACGUGAUCUGGAUCAUGAAUGGAUGGAUCAACGACGGCUGGUGGCGCUAUAACUCCACCAACAAUUCGACCUGCACCUCAGAGGAACUGGAAGAGGUUCUUCGAUACCACCUUGCCUUCCAUGGGUUCUACGAAGGGGCCGAUGUCGACUUGGUCAAUUUUGGUGGAAUUGAACCGACAGAAGAGCAGAAAGCCUACCUGGAGAAGUUAGUCACCUCAGACUUGAGCGUACGAGACGUCUUGUCCCAGUCUUACGACGGUAUGAUCGUGAUCGCCUUGGCACUGAACGCAUCGAUUUCCGGGCUGGCCAAGCUGGACCCGCCUCGACGCCUGGAAGAGUUUCACUACGCCGAUAGCGAGAUGAGGGCAGUUUUCAUGGGGGCAGUUGAACGAGUGGAAUUCUACGGGGCCACGAGUCAAUUUUCACUGGACGAAAACGCUGCGAGGACUGGGGAGUCUCUACGUGUUGUCGUCAAACAGUUUCAGAGCACGAAAGACGACCCAAUGAAGCGUGUUUUACUGCUGGAAAACCCGGGGCAGGAGACGCGCUUCACCCGUAUCGCCAACAACACGUUCGUGUGGCCAGGAGAAGGCCCUCCCGUUGACGGUAAAACGUUCCAGGAGCAAGUCAUCGUGACGUCACUGAGUCUGCGCAUUGCGGUGGCCGUGGUCGGUACAGUGGGCGUGGCCAUCGCUGUCUGCUUCGUCUAUAUCAACGUGCGCUACCGGAAUAGGAGGGCGAUAAAGAUAUCCAGUCCCAAGAUCAACAAUUUAACAGCGGCGGGAGGACUGCUCCUCUACGGUUUCGUCUUCGUCUAUAGUAUCGAUUCCCCGGAUUUUUCGGAUGCCACGAUUAUCGUUCUUUGUCACGUUUCCACCUUUCUCCUCUGUGUGGGCUUCUCACUGGCCUUCGGAGCUCUCUUCAUGAAGACAUUUCGUAUCCAUCGCAUCUUCACUAAGGCCGUCACGCAGCUGAAGAAAGUUGAGCUUCCAGACAGACGACUGAUCAUGGGGACGUGCAUUCCUGUGGCAGUAGACAUCGCCAUCAUAGUCCUUCGACUCGCUGUCGAUGACGUCACAGUCCAAACGAUGUCUAAAGACGCAGAGGAAGAUACCAACCAGCCGGGGAAAGAAAUCUUUUUCGUUCCCGUUCGGAAAUUUUGCUGGUCCGAGAAUCAGUUGUACUUCAUGGGAGCCUUGUACGUGGCCAAGGGAGUCCUGCUCGCCUUUGGGAUCUUCCUAGCCUGGGAGACUCGACCAAUCACCGUCGCCGAACUAAAUGACAGUAAAUAUCUUGCGAUGUCAGUUUACAUCGUGGCACUAACGGUCGCCAUUACCGUCCCCGUGGUAUCCUUAAAAAACGAUGACGUCAACUUCAAUUACGUCAUUGUGAGCGGCGCUGUCAUCGUUGCCACUACGGCUGUUUUGUGUCUGGUGUUUUUACCGAAGGUGAUUCUGUUUGUGCGCACCAAGGACAGGGACUUGUCAAUCACCAUGAUGAAAGCAAACAAAUUCUCGGGAAGCACCGUCCGAUCGUUCCGGCAGGCCGAUUCGCGAACGGACAGGCUGGCUACCUUAUUACAGAAUAAACUGCAGCAACUGGAGCUGAUGAAGCAAGACUUACACUCCAUGGUGACGCAGGAGGAGUCCAGGACGAUAAACACGGACGAAACAACGGGAUAAGAGAUACACCUCGAAAGAAAGAGCAAAGGCAACAACAACUUGAACAAUCAAUCACGGUCGUGUCUUGUUGAACACCCAAAACACGUUUGGUAGACGUUACAAUGAAAGAUUUUGACUGUUUGGAUUGUUGGUGACGCCAGGAUUUCAGGUUUCACGGACAGGUUUCCUUCGUACAGGUUACUUCAUCAGAUUUGUCUUCGUCGUCGGGUCCGCCUCCACUUCCGUGGCCUUUCUUUGUAUCAUCUGAAAGAGAAACAUUUUCGAGUUGGAUUAAGAACUUGAGUUAUUGUACAGCACCCUCACGCGACUGUAGAAGUCAGAUUGCACCGGGCUGGAUAAUAUCAAAUCGAUGCAUGUGGUUAACAUACAGCCAGACGUUGAAAUGGCGAGUUCGGUAGUUAUAGCUCAAAUACUCAAACAAUAAAA
Patiria miniata (bat star) is the source of this 3068-nucleotide messenger RNA. Its product is annotated as gamma-aminobutyric acid type B receptor subunit 2-like. NCBI's taxonomy places the organism in Eukaryota, Metazoa, Echinodermata, Asteroidea, Valvatida, Asterinidae. Gene Ontology annotation, cellular component: G protein-coupled receptor heterodimeric complex; membrane. Bases 111 to 2642 code for a protein of 843 amino acids. The record is from RefSeq and is a predicted model, not a curated record. Gene Ontology annotation, molecular function: G protein-coupled GABA receptor activity. The transcript has 17 exons. Gene Ontology annotation, biological process: G protein-coupled receptor signaling pathway; gamma-aminobutyric acid signaling pathway.